AUUAACCACAUCUUUGAAUUAAAUCCAAAACCCUUUCUUUGCCGUUUCUCAAUCGCUUGGAAAGGAAAACCAUGGAUACGAUUACCAACGACAAAAGUAUUGAUUAUGACAUAUUAGAUGUAAUCACAAUGAUUACACUAGUUGCAUUUUUUUGGUUUCUCUUGAUUGGGGGUUGUUGCUGUAGAAAAGAAAGAGAAGCCAACAGCGAAGACCAACCCCAACGUCAACAGCAGCAGAAUGAUAUUGAGCGAGGUUUGCCACGGACUACUACUUAUCUGCCGCAAACCCUGACGAGAGAGCCCCCACAGCAGGCGGCUUGCAGCAGGCAGCAGGUUAUUAUCAUUAUGGUUGAAUUUGUUAUUUACGAUCACGAGAACAUGCAAAACAGAUCAGGUCCCUGCAGCAGUACCUGUGCUAUCUGCUUAGACGACUUCAAGGACGGGGAUAACUGUGCGGUUAUUCAGCCUUGCCAACACAUGUACCACAGAGAAUGCAUCGGAACCUGGCUCAAAUUGAAUCAACACUGCCCGUAUUGUCGUGGUUCCCCAACCAUGGAACGCUUGCAGAUUUUGUAUUACUUUGAUCCAACCUCAGGACGCAGAUUCAGGUCGAAGAAAGAAGUGCUUAAGUUUCUAGGAACUGGAAACUCAACUAAUAAGAAGAAAGGAUUGGAGAAUUCUGAUGCUGGCAAGAAUUCUCCUCCUGAGAGCUCUGCCCGCAAGAAACGUAUGAAGGAUCCUGAUACCAAGGCAAAGACUUCUAACUUUGAUUUCUACAAUGUGCCCGAGAAGAUCAGCUGGGUGUUAACAGAUGCUUCUAGAGAUUGUUGGACUCCCUUCAUUGGGGAUGAGAAGGUGGCUGAAUCUGAUACACAAGAAUGGCCUGCUGCCUUCACACACCUAACAGUUGGCAAUAUUGGUCAGCCAAUGCAUUGACAACAUAAACAAUCUACCUCCACUGUCUUUGCUGUGUGCAUGGUCUUAUACUGACUGCUGAUAAUUCCCAUCUUAUGGUCCAAUUUUGUUUUGCUAUUGUUGAUUGUUAGUUGAUUUGAUUAGUUGUAUUGGACGUGCUCACCAGAGGAUCUACAAAAGGCCUUUGAUGACUCUAUUAAGAAUUCAUCUAGUCCCGCCUUUACAAGAGAGGGACACUGAAUGUUAAUAUGGUGAUUCUGCUCUGGAAAGUGAAGCUACGAAAUCCUAGUAAUAUAUAAAUUGCCAUCUG
Rubroshorea leprosula is the source of this 1224-nucleotide messenger RNA. The record is from the annotation of a GenBank genome assembly. Lineage: Eukaryota; Viridiplantae; Streptophyta; Magnoliopsida; Malvales; Dipterocarpaceae.